GAACCAACAAAUGUUUACAUAGACAAGUUGCGAAAUAUUUCCAAUUAAAUCUCUCUGAAUAUUGAUCAGAUCAGACCGACACAGAUGCUUCCAACUGGUGUGCGAUUAGAAACUUUCCUAAACCAAGAUGAAUGACAGUAGAGGUGUGAUCAACUGGUCUGGUGCAUGUGGCAAACAAGAUGGCUGGGCACUUUGGGACCCCCAGUUGUCAUUGAACACGAGCUCACCAGAUUUAACACUUUGUUUCCAAAACACGAUCCUGAUAUGGCUCCCCUGCUUGUACCUCUGGCUGUGCGCACCAUUCCUGACCUACUACCUGUAUCAUCGCUCUCUAAAACAUGCUCUGUGUGAUAUAAGUAAACUGAAUUUAGCCAAGACAAUUCUGUGUGCCUUGCUAUGUAUUGUCGCUGCGAUAAACCUGUUCAAGACCGUGAGUGAGGUGGCCACUUCAGUAAAUACUCCAAUGGCACUCUGGAUUUCUCCUGGAAUUUAUUUGCCCACCAUUUUGCUUGUGACCACCUUCAUCCACCAAGAGUUCAGACGAGGCAUCCAUUCUUCGGGGGUCAUGUUCAUGUUCUGGUUCCUGCAGGUCAUCUGUGGUGCUAUCAUGCUCCGGUCUAACAUCAUGCAAAUAAACCAAAAGGGAUAUGUUGAUGACCCAUUCAGACUGAGCACGUUCAUCAUAUCCUAUGCCUUGAUCCUGGCAGAGUUUGUCCUGGCUUUCUUUGCUGACUUGAGGGCUUUAGAACCCCCCAGGGAUAGAUCGAAGAAAGUUGGCUAUGAGAAAGGCACGCCUGAUGAUAAAUCUGCAGUACAACUGUUGACUGCCGGCGAGAAAGCAAGGAAAGAAUUUGAGGAGGUUCAUGCACCAUGUCCAGAAAUUGCUGCCACCUUCUUAGUUAGAAUAACAUUCACUUGGUUAACUAGUUUGAUUGUGCUAGGCUGGCGUCGGACCCUGCAGUUUGCAGACCUAUGGCUGAUGCGACCACAAGAUAUGAGCAGCACACUGAAUGCUAGAUUUGAAAAGUUUUGGAUCAAAGCACUGACAAAGUCUGAUAGGCUGGUGAUGCACAAUUCUUCAGCAGCUAACCAUAGCAGUAAACCCAUGCUUAAUGGCCCCAAAGUCGAGGUGAGGAGCCCAAACAGCAAGAAACGACCAUCACUUUGGAAAAUGUAUGCCAAGUUGUUUGGGCCAUAUUACUUCAUUGGAUGUCUGUACAAGAUCAUGCAAGACUCGGUUUUAUUUCUGCAACCAACUCUUCUCAGUGCCUUGAUCACUUUCGUGGAGACAGAGGAUGCGUACCGAUGGAAGGGGUUCCUGAUUGCUGGCCUUCUGUUCAUAGUAACAGGCAUCAAGUCGUUCAUGAUCGGCCUGCAAAUGAAUAAUUUCAUGAUGAUCGGGAUGAGAGUUCGUACACUUCUCACCGCUGCCAUUUACAGGAAGUCUCUAAGAUUGAGUAGCUCCGGACGGAAGAAGUUCACACAGGGUCAGAUCGUGAAUCUGAUGUCGGUCGACGCCCAGAAGAUGCAGGAGGUGUUUCAGAAUCUCCACUUCAUCUGGUCGGGGCCCCUCACCAUCAUCAUCGCCUUAUGUUACCUUUGGAGUAUCCUAGGAGUCGCCACCCUCGCCGGAGUUGGCUGCAUAUUUCUGGUUAUGCCACUGAAUAUCGUUUUUGCGAAAAUGUCGAGGAAACUUCAGUCUGAAAAUAUGAUACUGAAAGACAGCCGUCUGAAACUCCUGAAUGAGAUACUGAACGGGAUGAAGGUGCUCAAACUUUAUGGAUGGGAGAAGUCGUUCCAGCAGAAGAUCAUGUGCAUUAGGAACCAAGAGGUCAAGAAACUUAGGAUGGCGGCCUUCAUUGAUGCGUUGGCAUACUGCAGUUGGUUCCUUACCCCAUUCUUGAUCUCCUUGGCAACGUUUGGUGUUUAUGUGUCCAUAUCACCAGACAACGUUCUCGAUGCUAACAAAGCAUUCGUAUCGCUCUCCGUGGUCAACAUCAUGCUGGGACCUAUCCUACUUAUGUCCAUAUUAAUUGGACAACUUAUACACGCUAUUGUAGCGAAUAACCGUAUUGAAGACUUCCUGUACAGUGAAGAAUUGGAGGGAGACAGUAUUACACAUGACCCAGAUCUAGUGGGACUUGUCAGUAUUAAAGAUGGUACAUUCAGCUGGGGGAAGGAUGAAGAGGCUGUCCUCGCAGAUUUGAGCUUGGACAUUGCCCCAGGGAGUCUUGUGGCCAUCGUUGGAGCAGUCGGAUCAGGCAAAUCAUCCCUCAUAUCAGCCAUUCUGGGAGAGCUUCAUAACUUGAGUGGAGAAGUGGUGGUACAUGGUCAGGUAGCAUAUGUUCCCCAGCAGGCGUGGAUCCAGAACGCCACCCUUAAGGACAACAUCCUCUUCCACUGUCCUCAGGACAAGGAGAAAUAUGACAAGGUCAUCAAAGCAUGUGCUUUGUUGUCUGAUUUGAACAUAUUACCUGGAGGAGAUGAAACAGAAAUUGGAGAUAAGGGUAUCAAUGUCAGCGGUGGUCAGAAGCAACGCAUCAGUCUUGCGCGUGCCGUGUACCAGGACUCUGAUAUCUACCUCCUGGAUGACCCCCUCAGCGCAGUGGACUCCCAUGUUGGGAAACACAUCUUCACAGAAGUCAUUGGAGAGCAAGGCUUACUCAAGAACAAGACGCGAGUCUUUGUCACCCAUGGCGUCACCUAUUUGAAGCAGACAGACUACAUCUACGUACUUGGGGGUGAUGGUGGUAUACGCGAAGAGGGCAAGUUUGAGGAUCUACUCUCACAUGACGGAGCAUUCGCUGAAUUCAUCAGGAAUUAUCUGUUGGAAGAGGAGGUGGAUGAAGAGGAAGACCUUGAACUUCUGGAACUGAAGGCUGAUAUCUUGAGCAGAAUGUCGUCUAUGUCAGAAGAGAAACUUAACACGCCGAAGAAAACGGACCAACCAUUUAAGAGGUUGAAGAGUCAGAUUAGUCACCUCAGUAGAGAGAGUACACCAUCACAUAUAUCAAGGCAGGAUAGUAGAUCAAGAGGAAUGCACCGAGCAAAAUCUGAGGAGGAAUUGGAAUUAGUCAAGAAAGAGAUCUUGGAGAAGGACAAGAAACUAAUAACAGAAGAAACAACAGGCCAAGGAGAUAUUUCCACGAAAGUCUACCUUGGCUACUGCAAAGCAGCGGGUGGUGUUUUCUGUGCCAGCAUGGUGAUUGCAUACCUAGGCUACGUGGCUUCGAUGGUCGGCGCUAACAUCUGGCUGAGUAAGUGGAGUGAGGAUGAGGCGGCAUCCAAUGGAACGGUGAACAGGGAUCAGAGCAACUUCAGAAUUGGAAUCUAUGGGGUCUUUGGAGUAUCACAAGUGCUGUGUAUGUUGGUGAUGUCCUUCUCCCUGGCCCUCGGUGCGAUGCAGGCCUCCAGGCGUCUGCACAACAGAAUGGUGGACUCGAUCUUACGUUCCCCAAUGUCGUUCUUCGACACCACACCACUGGGACGAAUAGUCAACAGGCUUUCAAAAGAUAUCGACGUCAUCGAUGUUAACCUGCCGUUGAUGAUUCGUAUUUUCUUGGCCACGUUUUCCUCCGUCCUAUCGACUGCCAUCAUCAUCACCUACAGUACAGCAAUAUUCCUCGCAGCCCUCAUACCACUUGGAAUUCUUUAUUAUUUUGUACAGAGAUUCUACAUUUGUACGACCAGGCAGUUAAAGCGGAUCGAGUCAGUGAGUCGGUCGCCUGUCUUCUCUCACUUCAGCGAAUCAGUCGUUGGUGCUAGUUCGAUUAGAGCAUAUAAACUACAGGAGGAGUUCAAAAAUAAGUCGGACAAUCUCAUCGAUCAGAAUAACAUGGCUUUCUACCCUAACGUCAUGUCUGCCAGAUGGUUAGGGUUCAACCUCGAUUUGAUAGGGAACUUUGUGGUGCUCUUUACGAGUAUGUUUGCUGUGAUAGCAAAGGGUAACACCACAGCCGGUAUCGUUGGCCUGUCUGUCUCUUAUGCAAUGAGAGUGACAAAUAUACUGAGUUACAUGGUUAAGAUGGUGUGUGAGGUGGAGAACUGUGUAGUAUCAGCCGAUCGGGUCAGAGAGUAUGGCAAAUUGGAGGAAGAGGCUGCGUGGGAUAUACCAGAAGAACAACCACCAAAGGAGUGGCCCCAAGAGGGCAAGGUUGAGUUCAGCAACUAUUCCGUGAGGUAUAGGCAAGGGUUGGACCUGGUCCUCAAGAAAAUCAACUGUUCGAUUCGACCAGGCGAAAAGGUUGGUAUUGUUGGACGGACAGGAGCUGGCAAGUCCUCGUUGACACUGGCCAUGUUCAGGAUCCUCGAGGCAGCCGAAGGUCACAUCACUGUCGACGGGGUCAACAUCUCCAAGAUUGGUCUGCAUGAUCUUCGCUCCAAGAUUACGAUCAUACCACAGGACCCAGUCCUGUUCUCGGGCACACUUCGAAUGAACCUGGAUCCAUUCGACCAUCACACGGAUGAAGAUAUAUGGAAUAGUCUCGAUCAUUCCAAUCUGAAAGAAUUUGUCCAGUCUCAAUCUGAGAAGCUGAUGCAUGAAUGCACAGAGGGAGGCGAAAACCUCAGUGUUGGCCAGCGACAGUUGGUGUGCCUGGCCCGGGCGUUACUCAGAAAGACGAAAAUCCUUGUCUUAGAUGAAGCCACCGCUGCUGUUGACUUGGAGACGGAUGAUCUCAUUCAGUAUACGAUCAGAAAUGAAUUCAAGGAGUGCACGGUGAUAACGAUAGCCCAUCGUCUCAAUACCAUCAUGGAUUAUGACAGAGUGAUAGUGCUAGAUAAAGGAGAAAUCCGUGAGUUUGAUUCUCCAAGUGAACUACUUAAGGAUGAGCGUGGAAUCUUCUAUAGUAUGUCAAAAGAUGCUGGUCUUGUUUAAAUUAUCCCCACGGAAGCUGCGCAGGAUUCCUUCCUAUUUGGUGUCUGUCAUUGUGUUGUUGGCUAUCAUGUAUUUGAGUUGACGUUGAUUUCAAUACUGUAAACCUGAAAAUGUUUGGGGCAAUCUUAGUUUGUUUUGUGAAAUUAGCACACCUUUAAUUUAGCAUUUUGACAACUCUGUAACAGUAAUUUCAGUCAAUUUUUUUAGUGUAUUUUCACAAUGAUUAGUAAAGGUGAAGAUAAUAGGCCCAUCAAACAUUUCCAAGUUAACAGUUGGUAACUAUUUUUUUACUCUUUAUACUGGUGACUGUGUAUAGACCCAAAUGGUUGUAGUUCAUCAGAGAGAAAAAAAUAUCUGACUUGAUUUACAUGUAUCUUAUCGUCUGGUCAUAUUAAGCGGGUUAGUUAUAUGUACUGCAAAUCACCAUAUCUAUCUUUGAUUUGACUUUUGUGUGGACCACAAUGACCAAUUGGUUAUAUCACCAAGUUUUAGGGUGUGCUUUUAGUAGAAAUGCAUUUGUGGUAUAACAUGUAUAAGAAGUACAGUGGAAUCUCGUUACAGCCUACCCACUUGGAAUUGAGAAAAAUUGACUCACUGUAUUCAAAGUUCACAGUAUUCAGACUUCAUUGCAUGUUAUUGAGAUGGAACUUGGAAGUAAGUUCCCUAUAACCAUAUGUUCACUACAAAAGGAUUCCCUUUAACGAGAUUCCAUUGUUGUGUGUAGCACUUCUAUGUUGUGAGCUGCAUGUAUGGUGGCGGUCUCUAUACUCAACCUGGAGAAUCGAGCAUAGCCAGGCGUGACCAGGUUCCGAGCAACUGGUCUGCCGAGCAACUGGUCUGCCGAGGUGCCGAGUCCCUCGGUUAUUUCACCACAAAACCAGGACAGUUUGGGAUGCUUGUUCUCAAGGGCGAUACUGCUUUAUAUAAUGCUGAUACAUAAAUCUGUUCGUUUACCCUACUUAUGUCUCUCUAAUCACAAUACUCUAGUCCCACUCCAAAAGUAGUGUGCUUUAUAAUCUCAUCAGAAAUCUAGUUUCAUCUGAACUCAUAGAUCUUAUCAGUAAUCAAAAGAUAUAUCAUAACUCCUAGAUCUCAAUCACUGAUCAAGUUACAUAUCAGAACUCUGUGAGCUUAAUCAGUGAUCUAGUUACAAUGUACGCCUGAACUCAUAGAUCUGAAUCAAUAAUUUUGGUUACAUCUGAACUCAUGGAUCUUAUCAGUAAUCUAGUUACAUGUACAUCUGAACUCAUAGAUCUGAACUAAUAGGCCUUAUCAAAUCUAGUUACAUAGUUACAUGUACAUCUGAACUCAUAGAUCUGAACUAGGCUUUACCAAAUCUAGUUACAUGAACUGAUAGUCUUUCUCAUCAAAUCGGAAAUUGCGGAACAAUUGUUGUGAUGAUAAACAUCAGUAGUCAAUGUUAGUUACUGGUACCCGAUUGAUCAGAUUCACUAUGUGAUCGUCUGUACUAGUUCCUAGCAGUCACAGUUCUCUGCUUCAGUUGCACUUGGGCAUUUUGAGUGCCUGGGUGAAUGGAAUCGUUCAUUAAAAGAUGAUCUAGGUUUUGUUCAUUUUAUCACAGAUGAUCAUUGUUUGUUAGUAAACUUACGUUAGUGAGCAUAUCAAUUCUGUAUCCAUUCUUGCUGGUCUUUGUCUUUGAUGGUACUAUAUUGGAUACACAUAUGCGGGUAUUUCUUUUCUCUAGGGAGGGUUUAACUCUGUCCUUGUUGUGUUGAACAGGCUGCCGAGUUCAAGGAAAUCUUAUCUCUUUUUCGUCUAUGCAUUUUUUCUUCACUGCCGCACUCAUUAAGAUGUUCACAUGUUUAUGCAUUUUAUGUUUUCCCCAGUACAUUCUUCAUAGUUGACAAUCAUACACUGCUAUACAGACAAGAAGAAUAGUUCACUGGCAACAUUCUUUGUAUGUGGGGCGGACAAGUGCACAUUUGCAUGCUACAGUGUAUAGCUGGUGCAGAAACUUGCUCGAGUGCUAUUGACACACUAUGUAUGAUAAACAAACUUAAGUUAAGUUAAGUUUGUGUUUAUUUGUGUGAGCCUAAUAUUUUCAUGUGCUUUCGGAAGGGGUAAAACGUGAAUAUUUAUGGUGCAAAAAUUCAUUUGCAAAAGUUAAUGGGAGUGAAAUCUGAAAAUGAUCCUUUUUGUCAAAUUUAGGGCCGCGACAAAAUAAGUGGGUUAAUGGUAUCUUAUAUGCAUGUAGCAUGUCGAGAUUUUCAUCUUAGCUUUUUUAUUUGAGGAUGCUUAUCUCAUAUUUAGGUGUUUUGACACCUUCUUACAGAGGUGUCUGCUAAGAGUGGUUCCACUAUAUAGCAUUUCUAUGUAAUAUGUAACAUUGUGCCAUGCAUCUAGGUAUCAAUUAUUUUCUUAUAUUCAUGUAUGUAUAUAUAAUCAAGAAAAAUAAAUCAUGAGUCAAUAUUAAUGAAUAGGUACAGAUAAAAAAAAAUUGGUCAUCAGAAAGUCAUUGUUACCGACAUAUUCAAUGAUGUGACUCAGACCAAUUGCAUAUCUAUAAUAGAACCUCUCUAAUAAGGAAACUCUUCGGACUGACAAGUGCUGUCCUUUAUAGAGAGGUGUCCUGAUUAGAGAGGGUAAUUGAACGGAAACAACUAAUUUGGGUCCAAAACUAGUAUCCUUACAGAAAGUCUUAAUAGAGAGGUGUCAGCCAAGGGGGGUGCCACUGUAUGUUAACAACUUGGGUGCCAAACAAUGUCAAUAACAACUGCUACUUCAACUUUAUCCCAUCGCAGCCACAAGUAGAAAUCACAAUGGUGAAUUCCUUGCUUAAUUUUACACAAGUAGCCCUAAUGAAAAUGACUACAGAAACUCAAGCGAUAAGUCCAACUGAAUUUCUUCUACUGGCUGCGACCAUGUAAUGUAAAUGUGAAAAUGGCUGUAUUUAGGGCUUGUCUUGUUGAUUCUUAUUGAACAUGUGAUAUCUAGUCUUUUUCAUUGAUCAUUUAUGAAUUUGAUUUUGAUUGUUUCUUAUUCUCAUCCAAAUCCAUGUUCAUGUACGUGUACAAUGCCUCGUUCUCGAAACAGGCAUUUUAACCAUACAAAAUACAUGUACAGGGACAUUUACCUGGGGUCCAUUUCAAUGGCAAUCAGUCUACUAAUUUGUCUUUUUAAGAUCUAAAUGUAACUUUAUUGAUAUAUGUGUUUGUUGGAUAUGAUCUGUUGCCAAUUCGAUGAUCUGUAUGUGCAUCUUCUGGAGUAUUCUCUCAAUAAAAUAUUC
Messenger RNA from Lineus longissimus, 8123 nucleotides. RefSeq names its product multidrug resistance-associated protein 1-like. Gene Ontology annotation, molecular function: ABC-type transporter activity; ATP binding; ATP hydrolysis activity. NCBI's taxonomy places the organism in Eukaryota, Metazoa, Nemertea, Pilidiophora, Heteronemertea, Lineidae. The coding region runs from base 128 to 4876 and encodes 1582 amino acids. The record is from RefSeq and is a predicted model, not a curated record. The transcript is spliced from 31 exons. Gene Ontology annotation, cellular component: membrane. Gene Ontology annotation, biological process: transmembrane transport.